Messenger RNA from Rangifer tarandus platyrhynchus (Svalbard reindeer), 444 nucleotides. The record is from the annotation of a GenBank genome assembly. NCBI's taxonomy places the organism in Eukaryota, Metazoa, Chordata, Mammalia, Artiodactyla, Cervidae.
AUGGAGGACGAGGAGGAGGAGAUCACGGCCUCCGCGCUGCGGGGCAAGCCCCGGCCGCUGCCCGUCUCUGCGCUGUCCGCCUUCAGCUACGUCCCUCCGCGGCGCCAGGACCCCAAGGAGCACAGCUACUACUACCGCCAGGGCCGGACUGGAAUCAUUUCCCUGUAUGACUGUGUUUUUAAGAGGGACCCAGGUUAUAAUCAGAACUUACACCGAGAUGACAGAGAACACGCCAAAGGCCUGGGACUCCACGUUAAUGAGGAGGAGCGCGAGCGGCCGGUGGGGGUGCUGUCAUCUUCGGUCUAUGGCUGGCGCAUCCACCAGCCUGUGGAGCCUCUGAACCGGGACCACGGCCGCGCAGGCCACGUGAAGGCCGACUUCUACCGGAAGAACGACAUCACCAGUAUCAAGGCGCCUGGCUUCGGGCACAUCUCUCCCGCCUGA